GAGCUCAGUGUAGCGAGCAUAGAUUUACAAGUCUGUAAUUCUAUGGUAGCGUUAGAUGGUAUAUCGCCGGAUCGAGUGGUAGAGAAUCGCACAGUCUAUUGCGCAUGGCAACGCGUCGCUACGCUGGACACAUUACUGCAUCAUCAUCUCCUUACCCUUAUCCCACUUAAGUGGGGUCGGAAAAAUAUGUCAAUCUUUUCCAUUCGUCUCUAUUACUCGUCAACUCAUCAUCCACUCCUUUUACACACAUGUCCUCUUUCACACAAUCCAACCAUCUCUUCUUUGGCCUUCCUCUCCUCCUAUGUCCUUCCACUUGCACAUUCAACAUUUUUCUAGUAAUAUGACUUUCCUCCCUACGCAUUACAUGUACCAAGUUAACCUUGUACUCCUCAAUUUUUCUGUCACUGGCGCCACCUUCAGACUUCCUCUUUUAGAUAUACUCAUUCCUUAUUUUAUCUAUUCUUGUCACACCACACAUCCAUCUCAACUUAAUGGUCUAAGAUCUAAACAUACGCAUUUCGUUCACAUGCAUUUGUUUACUAUCCGUCCCUUUCACCGCCCAACAUUCUGAUCUAUACAGCACGUCAGGUCUUACAACCGUUUUAUAUAUUUUACCCUUAAGUCUAAGAGGCAUUCGCGGGUCACAGCACACCUGAGACUUGUCACCAUUUCAUCCAUCCCGCAUUCAUUCUACUUUUUACGUCUCGGUCCACAUUGCCAUCGUUUUGAAGUGCUUGUUGUUUUGCUUUGAAGUUUUGAAGAAGGAGCAAGCUGGUAGGGUUACACCAUUUAAGGCAAUUUUGGAAGAUUGAGAUGUGCCGCCAAAGUCCAAGAAUAAAUAUUCAGUUUUCGUUUUCGGACACAUUACUGAAUAUAGACUAUAUAUAUACCAUCAUAUAGCGUGGCAACGCGUUGCCACGGCAUGCGUCGCCACGCCAAAAAUCGGUUUAACGUGCGGCUAUAGAUGUUUCACAUCAAAACCUGGCUGACUUUGUUGUGGGCUCUUCUCAGACCAAGGCACGUUUGGAACCCUCCUAAAGCUUUCGAGUAAUUUUCAUCACCAUUAUCAUAGAAUAUUAAUAACUAACGUUUCGAUAGUGCUUGUAAACUAAGCCUAAUUGAAAUAAAUGAACAAAAACAAUACUUAUCUAAAAAGAAACAAUUUUUCAGCCGGAACAGCAAAACAAGUUUGUAGUCCUACAUUUACUCUUGAGUAGAUAUGUUCCUUGUUGUAUUAUGUGUAAAAAUUACAAUUGCAAUGAGUUUGUUGAGAACAAAAUCAGAUCGCAUCAACGCACUUAGAAAACAAUACGACGCAUUUCUGGAUGAGGAUAAAAAGCGUAAAGAUAGAAAUGAGUUUAUUUUGGGUAGGCUUGAAAAAAUGCGGAUGUCUACCCCUGCAGUUGUACCAGUUCGCCAUGUUAUGGGAAAUCCACAAAUAAAUAACUAUAACUUUAUACCACAAGAGCGAUCUGAUUAUGUAAAGAAACUAAGAUUUGAUAAUAGUAUAUUACGCUCAAGAGAAUAUGACGCUUCACCGAAAUGUAUAACAAAAGAUGAAGAAAUACUGUUACAAGAAAUAUGUAAAAAAUACAUACUCAUUCCUAGACUUCGACCUAUAAAUGAAAAUAGUGUAACAUUUUAUCAACCACCAUUGUUAAACACCACACCGAUGGAAAACAUUGAUACUGAUUGGAGGAAUAAAUAUAAUAUUUUAGAUGAACUGAAGAAAAUUGAAAAAGAAGAUUCGUCAGGCGUUUCAAAGGAAAACUCACAUUUAAUGAAUGAUAAAAUCGUUAAAAGUCAUGAAUUGAAUAUAAUUAAAUCAAACAUAGGCGAAGCGAUGGUUAACAACACCGACAAAGACACAAUCAACAAUUCGCAGCAAAAUAAAAUGCAACUAAAUGCAUUACAAACAUAUAGUCCAGAUACAGUUUCUAAAAUCGAUCUUGAAUCUGAUAGUAAUAUACUAUUAGAACGCAAUAAAAAUAUGAUUCCUAAAUAUGUUAAAAAUAUUGAAUUUGAAAAUGAAGUAUCGCCCACACCCGUGUUCGUGUCUUCAAAUCAAGAAGAAUAUAUCAUGGAUUCCAAUGAAACAAACAAAGAGUUUUAUCCACAUGAAAAUAUUAUCCAAGCUGAACAAAUAAAUGAGAAUAUGAACAACGAAAAGGUACCCUUCAAUCAGAUUCAAAACGUUGAAUUAAAUGAACACAAAGGAAUACAUAAUAAUGUACCGACAAAAAAAGGUGCAGAGUUUGUUUCUAUAAAUACACAGAAUGUAAUAAAUGCACCAAUAGCCCAACCAAAUGUAAUGGAGUUGAGCAACAGCGAUGUUGUUCAUAGUAAUAUUACGAGCUUAAAUGAGACAGAAGACAUUGAUCUGCAUUUAAAAGAAGAUGAAGUAUCCGGAUAUCCUGUAGAAACUAUUGAAUAUCAAGAACCAUAUUCUAAUGUUGGUCAAAACGAAACUAUGGCAGAAAAAAUCCCACAAGAAUAUGAACCACCAAAUGAAGCGACAAUUAUUAGUGAUAAUGUUAUCUCCUCACAAAUAAAUGAAUUUGAAACAGAACAAAAACAAAUGUUUUAUUCAGAAGAAACAGGGUACACUGAAAAUGUUGACACUGUGGGGGAUACUACACAAAACGAACAAUACUCUUAUUAUGAUGAAUCUCAACAAGAGCAACCCUACUAUCCAGAAGUCAAUGAACAUGUAGAAUCAACAGAACAAUAUGAUCCUAGUUACGAACAACAAUAUGUUGGUAAUUAUGAUGAAAACGUCAAUGCUGAUUAUGAAAAUCAGCAAUAUGGUUUGGAAAAUUAUGAAAACCAUCAAGAAGUGACAAAUGUAAAUUAUGAACAACAUCCAAAUCAGCAAGAAAUAAUCCAACAUCAGCCAGAUGUAUCAACAGAAAAUUAUGACCAACAGCAAGUUAACUAUGAAUAUCAACAAUCUGGAUAUCUUGAUAAUGUUGAUCAAAGUCACAUCGAGAAUACAAAUAUUUAUGAUACACAAGCAAGUGAACAUGUUAAUUAUGAUAAUCAAGAAUAUAAUGAAAUAGGUGAGAUUGAACAACCUGCACAUCCUGAUCAAAGCACAUAUGAAAAUCAGCAAAACUAUGUACAAAAUUCAGAACAUGAAACAAUACAGAACUUAGAGCAACAACUUGAUAGUGAAGAAGGUUAUACUGAAACUAAAAUACUUCCAAAUGAACCUGCUACUGAAGGACAAAAUGUAAAGGAGUUGGAAUCAAAUAUUAAAACAACCUAAACAACAAAUGGAAUGAAUCCAUUAAAUGUUAAUUCCUAUUUUGCAACUCUUACUUGAUUAUUUACUGAAGUGUUACUAUAAUAAUGUU
Bicyclus anynana (squinting bush brown) is the source of this 3356-nucleotide messenger RNA. RefSeq names its product component of gems protein 1. The transcript has 3 exons. The coding region runs from base 1220 to 3268 and encodes 682 amino acids. The record is from RefSeq and is a predicted model, not a curated record. NCBI's taxonomy places the organism in Eukaryota, Metazoa, Arthropoda, Insecta, Lepidoptera, Nymphalidae.